UGUGUGAGAGAUGAGAAGGAGAGAUUGAAGAGAGAGAGAGAGAGUGAUGUGUGUGUGAGAGGAAGUCUCAAACCAGCUUCACGCCCUCCCCCGCGAUGUCGCAAUCGCAGCUGACGAGCGGCAUGGAGUCCAACAACGGCCUACCGGCCAAGUUCCCAGAGCUGAAGAAUGACGCGUUCCUGAAGGCGGCGCGCGGGGAGCAGACGGACUUCGUGCCCGUGUGGUGCAUGCGGCAAGCGGGGAGGUACCUUCCAGAAUUCCGCGAGACGCGGGCCGGGCAAGACUUCUUCGAGACGUGCCAGAACCCGGAGCUCUGCUGCAAGCUGACGCUGCAGCCGAUCCAGAGAUUUGCGCUCGACGCCGCCAUCAUCUUCUCCGACAUCCUGGUGGUGCCGCAGGCGAUGGGCAUGGAGGUGGUGAUGACCCCGGGGAAGGGCCCCACCUUCCCGCAGCCGCUGGCCGACCCCGCCGACUUGUCGCGUCUCCGCGAGCGCGUGGACGUGCACCGGCACCUGGGCUACGUGUUCCGCGCCAUCACGCUCACGCGCCACCGCCUGGAGGGCCGCGUGCCCCUCAUCGGCUUCUCCGGGGCCCCCUGGACGCUGAUGACGUACAUGAUCGAGGGCGGAGGCUCCCCCACGCAGUCGCGAGCCAAGCGGUGGCUCUACCAGCACCCGGAGGCGAGCCACCGCCUCCUCUCCUCGCUCACCGGCGUCAUCGUCGAUUACCUGGUGGGCCAGGUGGCCGCCGGGGCACAGGCUCUGCAGGUGUUUGAGUCUCACGCCGGCUGCCUGGGCCCGACUCAGUUCUCCGAGUUUGCGCUGCCGUACCUGCGGGAGAUCGCCACGCGCGUCAAGCAAGGCCUGCGUGAUGCGGGCCUCGAGCUCGUCCCCAUGAUCGUGUUUGCGAAGGACGGUCACUUCGCUCUCAAGGAUCUCGCCAACUCCGGCUACGAGGUGGUCGGCCUGGACUGGACCAUCAGCCCCAAGCUGGCACGGCAGCAGACGGGAGACGAGGUGACGUUGCAGGGAAAUUUGGAUCCCUGCGCACUCUACUCGCCCAAGGAGCGGCUGUGCGAGCUGGCGGGGGAGAUGGUGCGGGCGUUUGGAACGCGUCGCUACAUCGCCAACCUGGGCCACGGCAUCUACCCGGACAUGGAGCCCGAGCACCUGGGCGCCUUCGUGGACGCCGUUCACCGGCACUCGCGCAGCAUCAACGCCGCGUGAACGCGCCGCCCUCCCACGCGUGAACACGCCCGCCCGCCCAGCCACCCAUCCACUCGGCCAUCCGCCUGCCCAGCAGUGGUGGCGUGCCAAACACACCACCCUCCCCCUGCCCCCGCCCUUGACCCCCGCACCCCCCCCUGACCCCCGCACCCCCCCCUGACCCCCACCCCCCCCCCCCCCUAGACCCACGCCCCCCCCCGCUUGACUCCUCCCUCUUGAUCCCCCCCUGCACCCGACCAAUAUUAUCCAUUGUAGAGGUUUUUUUUUGUUGGGUUAGAUCACG
Molecule: messenger RNA, 1509 nt
Organism: Petromyzon marinus (sea lamprey)
Lineage: Eukaryota; Metazoa; Chordata; Hyperoartia; Petromyzontiformes; Petromyzontidae
Gene: UROD
Product: uroporphyrinogen decarboxylase
Biological process (GO): heme biosynthetic process
Cellular component (GO): cytosol
Molecular function (GO): uroporphyrinogen decarboxylase activity
Source: RefSeq, a predicted model, not a curated record